Messenger RNA from Trachymyrmex cornetzi, 2655 nucleotides. RefSeq lists its product as uncharacterized. Bases 1 to 2655 code for a protein of 884 amino acids. The record is from RefSeq and is a predicted model, not a curated record. The transcript is spliced from 2 exons. NCBI's taxonomy places the organism in Eukaryota, Metazoa, Arthropoda, Insecta, Hymenoptera, Formicidae.
AUGACGAUCGAUCAACUUCAAGUAGUAGCUCAGGGGUAUAACCUGCCUCUGUGCGAGGAUUCCAAAAAGUUGAUUGAUUCUAUCAUGACGUACCUGGAGCGAAAGCCUCAGGCGACGCAAGGGAUCAUCACGGGUUCCCCAAGUAAUGGGACAUUACCAGGACCAUCAUCGGCUAAGCAGCAGUCCUCUGGAGUAACUACCAUACAGACCUGGCAAGUCUCUUCGGACGUAGCGUCGUUGAUUGCUACAGUCGUUAAUCCUAUGCAUCAGGACAUUCUGGAAGGCCAGAAGCGACAGCAGGAGCUUUUGUCCAAGAUGCUCGAGUUACUCUCGAAUCACCAUGGCACUCUAGCUAACGAGUCAUCGGAGGGUCAACCGAUGCAACCUAUGCAAGAGGCGGUAUCGCCCGAUGGACGAGGAAUACCCCCGUCCUCUCAACGUACUACAUUAGGUACGAUAACGUCGGCUCACGCAGUCACGCUAUUGGCGACGCAGAUCCCCACAUUUGGAGGAUCGGAUUCCGAAAAUGUACAAUUAUGGGUACAAAGGGUGGAACAAGUGGCCCGCAUCCAUGAUGUUCAAUCAGAUGUUACCUUGCUCGCUGCAUCCAGCAGGUUAACUAAACUGGCGAAGAGAUGGUAUGACAUUGGUUCAGGAUCCAUGCUCGAAUCAUGGUCAGGCUUCAAGGAAGCGAUCUUGAAGAGAUUUACUCGCAAAAUCCUGUACCAUGUAGCCAUGCAGAAAAUUGAGGUUCGAAAAUGGAACAGCUUCAAGGAAACUUUCCUCGAAUAUGCAAUGGACAAACUGACAUUGAUGCACGAUCUCAACCUAUCUCCAUAUAGUAUCAUUCAUUUGCUGAUCAGUGGAAUCAACAGUCGGUCCCUACGAGAGACAGCGGCUGCACUCGACCUGAAAUCUGUCGACUCAUUCUUAGACUCGAUGCACAAAAUUACAUCGGUCACAUUAGAACCGGAAAAGCGGCUCACAACGGAUUCAAAGGCCGCAAAGGUAAAAAAGCCCACUUACAGAAGAGGUGGCAAACCAGCUCAUCCAGUAUCGACAUCUCAGAAGGACAAGCCGAACACGUGCGGGUUCUGCAGGAUCCCGGGACACACGUUCGAAAAUUGCUAUAAGCGACGACGUCAAGAACGGCUUCAGACGACAGCCAAGGCUUCGCCUACAACACCGUCCACCACGUCGUCGACAACCACCGUCUCCGCUGUCGAGACAGUGAGGGAUGACCAAACGAUAGCACACGUCCAGCCUAAAAAUGACGUCGAAUUAGAGGUUAAUCUGCACGUGUUAGCCGAAGAUAAUCUUGCCACGGAUCUUAUACUAGGCCGCGAUUUCCUAGAAAAACACGGCUUGACAGUAGUAUAUCGCCCGGUUGGAAAAACCGCUGACGGCGCUGUCGCGCCUCCGCGCGCGUUCCCAAAGUCAUUGCAACAGAUUCUCGCCUGUGCCGAGAUUAACGACAACUCAAAUCGAUAUAGCGAAAUUGUCACUCAUUUUAAUAAAGAGGUUACAGCUCAGCUGACUAGUUUAUUAAUGGAAAUCUAUAACAAGCACGUCGAUCGAAUUGACGACGAUUAUAAAGUCACGGUUAAAUUAAAGGAUGCGUCGGUUUUCGCGUACGCUCCGCGACGAUUCGCAUACCAGGAAAAAUUACAGAUACGAGAGAUCACCAAUGACCUCCUGGCAAGAGGCAUUAUUAAAAAGAGUAACUCGCUGUAUUGUGCACGCGUCGUACCGGUACGAAAGAAAGACGGCCGUAUGCGCCUAUGCGUGGAUUUACGUUCUCUUAAUCAACGCGUUAUUAAACAGAAGUAUCCUUUUCCGAUAACAGAAGACUGCAUAGCUCUUCUUGGAAAUAAGCGUGUUUUCACCCUUCUCGAUUUACGAGAUGGUUUCCACCAAAUCAAGGUCGAUGAGCAAAGCACGCAAUAUUUUUCAUUUGCUACGCCUGACGGGCAGUUCGAAUAUAACCGUCUUCCGUUUGGUUUUUGUGAAAGUCCUGCUGAAUUUCAAAAGAGGUUGAUAAAUAUUUUUCAACCGCUUAUCGAGGACAAUAGAGUAAUAAUAUACAUAGACGACAUAAUGAUCGCGACCGAGACGGUUGAGGCAAACUUAAAUAUUUUGAAACAUGGUUUGCUCACCUUGAAAGCGUACAGCUUCGAGCUCAAUCUAGAUAAAUGUAAAUUUCUUCGGCAUAAGGUCGAAUAUUUAGGAUAUACGAUUUCACACAACGCAAUCACGAUUAGUCCACGACACACCGAGGCGAUCGGGCAAUUUCCGCGCCCGCGUAGUGUUCUGAAAAUCCAGCGAUUCCUGGGACUGGCUAAUUAUUUCCGUAAAUUCAUCAGGGACUUCUCUAGUAAAACUAAACCGCUUAGAGAACUAUUACGUAAAUCAUCUGUUUUUGAUUUCUCCGAUAAUUGUAUUAACGCGUUCGAGUCGAUUAAAAGAGAGUUAAUUUCCUCCCCUGUCUUGGCUUUAUAUAAUCCGAGUGCGGAAACGCAACUGCACACGAUGCCAGUGUCAGAGGGCUGGGUGGAAUUUUACUACAAAAGCAGUCAUCCGGAGACUGGAAGCCGGUGGCAUAUUUCAGUCAGCCUACCAACGAGUCGGAGAAACGGUAUCACAGUUUCGAGCUAG